Miniopterus natalensis is the source of this 892-nucleotide messenger RNA. RefSeq names its product cell death inducing DFFA like effector a (gene CIDEA). NCBI's taxonomy places the organism in Eukaryota, Metazoa, Chordata, Mammalia, Chiroptera, Miniopteridae. The record is from RefSeq and is a predicted model, not a curated record. Gene Ontology annotation, cellular component: lipid droplet. Gene Ontology annotation, biological process: apoptotic process; regulation of apoptotic process; lipid storage.
UAAUGUCAAAUAUAUUUUUAAAUGUUCUUCUCUUUCCAGGCCCCUGACAUUUAUGGGAUCACAGACUAAGAGAGUCCUGCUCACUCCCCUGAUGCCUGCCGCCCGGCCCUUCCGAGUCUCGAACCACAGCCGGAGCAGCCGGCGGGGGGUGAUGGCCAGCAACCUGAAGGAGCUGCUCAGCAAGACCCUGGACGCCCUACUUAUCACCAGCGGGCUGGUCACUUUGGUGCUGGAGGAAGACGGCACCGUGGUGGACACAGAAGAGUUUUUUCAGACCCUAGCAGAUAACACACAUUUCAUGAUCUUGGAAAAAGGACAGAAGUGGACACCGGUAAGCAAACCCACUGGUACUAACUACGUCACCGCUCGCCAGCCACCAAAGAAAUCAGGAAUAGCAAGAGUCACCUUCGACUUGUACAAGCUGAGUCCCAAGGAUGUCAUCGGCUGCCUCAACGUGAAGGCCACCAUGUAUGAGAUGUACUCGGUGUCCUAUGACUUUCGGUGUACAGGGCUCAAGGCCCUGAUGAGGAGCCUGCUACGGUUCCUGUCCCACGCUGCCCAGGUGGCUGGACACUUUCUCAUCUACACAGGCAAGCAAAUGCUCCGAGUGCUGGGUGACACAGAAGAGCAGACUUCUCCCGGGUUGCGCUCCAGGCAUACGUUCACGAUUGGAUAGGGUUACACUUUGAGGAGCUCAGCCGGCCUUCACCUAUACAUUGCUUCUCAAAUGAUGAAUUUUGAAGAUGCUUAUGUUCACUUAAGCACUACACAUACGUGCACCUGUAAGCUGUCCGUCACUUCUGCUCAGGAGUGGUACCCAGGUGAAGUGGAAUUCAGGAAAGGGACUUGAUGGCACAUGACAGGGGGGCUGUGCAGCGGGAUGCCCUGAGGG